Synchiropus splendidus (mandarinfish) is the source of this 10799-nucleotide messenger RNA. RefSeq names its product retinoic acid receptor gamma-A-like. The transcript is spliced from 14 exons. Gene Ontology annotation, cellular component: nucleus; transcription regulator complex. Lineage: Eukaryota; Metazoa; Chordata; Actinopteri; Syngnathiformes; Callionymidae. The coding region runs from base 6894 to 8366 and encodes 490 amino acids. Gene Ontology annotation, molecular function: RNA polymerase II cis-regulatory region sequence-specific DNA binding; nuclear receptor activity; zinc ion binding. The record is from RefSeq and is a predicted model, not a curated record. Gene Ontology annotation, biological process: cellular response to corticotropin-releasing hormone stimulus; regulation of transcription by RNA polymerase II; retinoic acid receptor signaling pathway.
UGCUGUCGGGGCGCCGCUGUGAGCGGGGAAGCGAGGGAGUGAUGGGAACGUUCGGCGAGAGCUCUCACUCGUUGUUGCGUCCGCUGUAGUUGAGCGCGAGCAGGCAUAAAUUCUAGGGAUGAAUCAUCAUGAUUCAAGUGUGACUCUGGGUCUGUCAUGUUCCUUCAACGUUCGAAAUCCCCAAACCAUCUGGUUGGCCUCAGAUGAACCUCAUUCUCGCUAGGUUAGAUACCGAAUGGAUCAUUCUGUUAAAACAACAUUUAUUUGAAUAUGAUUCUUGGAUUAUUAAAGCUAAAAUUCACUAAAUUCACAAGUACUUGUCAAAUAAAUAUGUAGUGAAGUAAGAGAUGGAAGUAUUGGUUCUACAGAGGUCAUUUCAUUAAAUUUAAAAAAAAAACUGUUUGGCUGUUCCUUUUUGCUUCCUAUGCCUCGGGUUAGCCUUGAUAUGUUUCAGAUGAUUCAUCUAUCACCCUUGCGUCAUCCAUUCCAUGCCAUCAGAGCUCAAAUGAAACUCUAACUCUGAUCUCUGGUAAACAGAUUUAUUGCGUGUCCAUCAGUGCCUGCAGACUUUUUGUUUUGAUUGUUGCAGCCAAAAAUGCCUAAUUUUGUGGCAGAUAAAAAAAAGUGGUGAAAAUUUAGAUCAUUUAUGGUUCCAGAAUUAUUAUAAAAACAAAGUUUCAAGUGCAAAGACCACACACAAUAAACAUGCAUGUACAUGUACAUGCUAAAUAAAAAAUGUUGAUUAGAUAGAUUAAAUACAUAUUUUUCAUGAUGGUGUACCAUGAGUAGUUUCCGGGCUGACAGCGUGUAGUGAGUGCUCAUUGUUUUGUUACGGAGCUCCUCACAAGGGCGGACAUUAACAGACGUUUGGAUGGGCAGAGUCUGAGAGGUAAAGGUGGGGAAUGUGUGUGACCGGAGUUGUUCUCUGGCACAUUAAUGCAGCCAAUAACAACAGUAUCUGCAGAUAUGUUCCACAGGGUCGCGAUAUAGAGCGUCAGAAUUGGGGUGGAGAGUGAUGGAUCUCGCGGUCAGCCAUGUUUGUUUACGUCCGCCCCGUAUAGUGUUCGGGUGACGGUCUGCUAGUCUUCAACAUUUCAGUCAUGGGAAUUUGGACAUUUAUGAAUGGAUUCAGAAUCGUUCACAUCUGAAUCUGAACCCUUGGCAACAAUAUUUGUGGGGAAAUGUGAGCGUUUGGCGUCACACAUGACUUCAGGGCUUUUCACACUGCAGAUUUUUUUGUCUGAGGUGGCCUGAGUCCAAGUCGCACUCCGCUGUGCAGCUUUGUACCACAGCGCUACAGGCGACGUUGUUUUUUUUCCUUCUCAGCUGGCGGUGCUCUGCGCAAAUUAGCUGGUGAUCCACGACAAAGCACGUCAUAAGGAUGUCGUCAUUAGCUGAGCAACACCAGCCCGAACCUAUUUACCACAAUCAGCUUGACCACCCCCGUUCUCUGUCAGUUCUUGACAUUACGAGUCAUCGUCACCUCAGAUGUUAACUGAUGAUGGCCCUCCGCCUUGGCUCUAACAGAAUGUGUAGUUUCACAGCCAAAAGUAAACAUGAAAGAGAUUUAUCAUGUUUAUUUUUGAAGAAUAUAGGGAAAACAUGCUGUGCAAUAUGGACCAUCUUUUAUCCACACUACUCUCGCAUCACGUAGAAAACAAAGUGAGAGAGGUUACUGGCGAUCGAGAACAAUUUUAAUCAGAGAAGGUACAGAUGCAGACAUCAAAAAUGAUCAUUGACUAGUCUGGUGAUCAUCAGUAACUUCAGAAAAAACUGCAUCUUUCCUCCUCACUGCUCUCCUCGUGAUGACAGUUGCGCAACCACAAGAUCACAGCAGUAAAAGCAGUUAGAGCCCAACAUUAUUCAUGUACUUUAAUUUGUGUGUCAAUAAAAUCGGUUUUUGAAUGAUCUUGUCUUCCCAGACAGCGAUCAGAAGCUUUACUGCUCCGCAUUUAUCAUGUUUGUGUGAGUUGCGCUGUCCACUGAUUUUCCGGCAUCUACCUCCGAGUCGCCUGAGGCGACAAGCUCACCCCCCGGCUUCCCCGGACGAGGUGCAGCUCUUCAGACGGGAUCAAGUCCACACCAAUUGUGUUCACCUAUCGGAUUUUUGAGCAAAACGCAGAGUUCCCAGUGUGAAAAGCUCCUUCAUCUCAACAAGAAUGGAGGGGAUAUGAUGCCGCACAUGCCGCGUAGAGGGGUGAGCGAAAGGAGACUAAAAUGAUUGGUGGAAUUGGCGGGAAAGUUGCGGUGACUGGACAAAAUUGCAGCGCCUCACAGAACUUGAAGGGAUUGGACUUGUGUUAAUAGUUGCGAUUGCAACAUCUCCUGGAGGGAAAGGUAGAUGUUAACCAAUAAACAACUACCUUUAGGAAGAAGUCAGUUAUGUAAACUUCUAAUUUUAACCUGAAACUUAGCCUUUGUUUGUAUUAGAUAACUGUUUAAUAUGGCGACAGUUAUGGGUCAUUUAUUGGGUUCAUAAAAACAGAAACAAUAAAACAGUUUGCUUGUGUCCACUCAGCAUAAACCCUCUCCACUCGGGCGGAAUAUUGUGGCUGAGUUCUGUGAGUUAAAAGUAAAAUUAUCAUGAUACUGUUACUACCUGGAAGUCUGGUGGUCUUGUCCUGGUCUUAUUUGUUGACUAUAUUCCUAAAAAACAGAUUUAUUUACACAGAGAUUAAAGUUUAUUGCUUCUCUGUGUUGACAGAUUGGCAGUUGAACGGAUGGCUUUAUUUCACAGACCAAUCAAUGAUUAUCCCCAGCCCGUGAGUCAAACAUUGUGAUCAAGAGUCCAAACUGGGAUGGUGACAACUCGGCAUGAAUCAAUCCAUCUCAACAAAAACGUCUGCACCACAUCUUGUCACGUGUUUCCACGUGGAACAAAGCAUUGCCAGGGAGUAAAUGGUAAAUGGAACGUCUGCUUUGGGGAGGUCAUGAGAAAGGUUGUGUGAAAAAUGUGAUGGUCGGCAAGAAUGGAAGUUAAAUGGAAGAAAACUCAAGGGAAAAUAACGAAUGUCUCAGCAAAAAAUAAUUCUGUUGUUUCAUAUUAUUGGUUUGAUCAUAAAUCAAUACCAUGUCUCUGUCUCAUUUAUUAUUCCUGAAGCUUUCCCAGCCUCCAUGGAGGCAAUUCACAGCGUCCAACAUGUGUGAAUAUAUUUAUUCAGAUAUACACAACCAUGUAACUGUUCUACAUGCUUAACACACCUGUAUCAUGUUCUACAUGCUUAACACACCUGUAUCAAACAUGGCAAGGGGCAUUUUGUCCGCAUCACACACAAAUCCAGCAGCCAUCAUAAACCUGGUUAUUUUCAGUUGUAUAGAAAAUUCCAUCGCUCCUGAAUGCAUCAUCCCUGCGCAUUACAGGAUGUAUAGAUCAGCACUUCACUCAAGAGAGAGGUAGAAAUAAAGACCAGCAGCGAAAACAAACCAAAUCAGCUCACGCAGGUGGCACAAGUAGCUUGAUUUAUGGAGGCCUUAAGUGGACAAAAAGUCUAUCUGACAAGGGAUUCAAGGAUGAAUAUUUACAGAAAAUUAUACUUCACUGAAAACAUGCAGUGAUCCUGCGUCGCUGAUGCUUUUACAGUGAAGUAAAACCCAUGAUAAUCCUUGUCCCCCCCUCUUCUUAAACAAACUAAGGCCCUGGGUCAGUGUAACCCUCGCAUGGAGGUGAUGUGUAACAGCCACACAGAGGAGCACAGUGAAGAUGUGGUGCUGCAUGGCUCCGCUACAAAAACCUCUUCCAAAGAUAUGCUGUAGUACAACCAAACACCCGCUGAGUCAUAAGAAACUCGCAAGCCAUAAAGUAAAACAAACAAACGCUGCCAUCACCAACGCCACAAUAGACUUUAUUGUCACAGAGAUGGCCAUUUAACUGUGGCCAUUUAAAUGAUUUUUGCAGACAUACACACUUUGCCUUUCAGUUUGCUCAUUGAAAGUUUAAUUACACAGAGAUUAUUUCAAUGUUAAAAAAACUUCUUUCUUUUAAUAAAGAUAGUCAUAAUUAAAAUUAACAUAAAGCAUGAUAUUUUUGUGGGGGAACGCCAUGAAGAAGUUUGGUCUCUUGACAUUGUGUUUUCUCUCGAGUGGAGAUUGUAAAUGUCAACAAUCUGGAAACUGAAAACCUGAAAUGCAGGUGUUAGGAUGUGAAGUCACCGGUGAAGGAUGAGACGGUAUAUUUUAAAACUAAAAAUGGAAAUGCGUUUAAUUAAACCUCUAAUAAUUAAAACAGACACCUUUUUAAUCUCCUCUGGCUGUCUGUCUGCCUGUGUUUAAAAUAACGUGAAAGUUAAAGAUGGGAUGAAAUGUGUGGAAUCGGGCAAGGACCUACGUAUUCAAUUUUGGGAGUGAUCCAGAUCACGGACUGGAUCCAGGAAAGGUGGAUGUUCGUGCUCUGUUCAUUCUGUUUAUUUUCUGCCAAAGUAUUGCCACUUACAUUUAUUUUCCCGACCAAAUAAAAGAUGGCAGCUUGCUAGUCUGGAACAUAAUAUCUUAGCCAGUCAUUGUAAUUUAUUACAUGUUCCUUUUGUGUCUCAUUGUCGCCAGAAUGUUUUGCUAGAAUGAAAGGUGUGUUACAUCUGCUCUUCCGUCUUCUGAAACGUGUGGUGGAGGUGUGAAAAUGACUGACAGAUAUCCUCGAUUACAGUUCGACCUUUAAACAGAGGUUAUGUGUCACUUGCCAAAAUCAUCUCUGCCAUUUUUUUUUUAAUCUUGUGACUUUACUUUUCAUACAAUGAACUCUAUGUCUAAUCAUAUCAUCAGCGCUGCUAGUUUCUACUUCUCAGCAACCAUAUUAGCAUCAUUGUUCCAACUGAUGACUGUAUUGUUUUGAUUUUGUGAUUUAAUUUUUAGUAGAAUCUUUGCUCCCUAGAAAAGGAGUAGAUUUACAUUGAAGAUCAUUAAAGAGCUCAUUAUGCUGACAGCUCCGAGAAGCUGUGAACUGUGUCAUCGAGGUGUUUUUGUCGAGUGUUUUCGAGUAGCUGUAUUGAAACACGUACAUAUAGAUGCAUGUGUGUGUAUAUAUGCGUUUGUGUUUUGCUCUAGAAGCGAGACGUUUGCAUGAAUAGGUGUUUCCCUCGAAGCGAAGGAGUGCGACCCCUCUCCGUCUCUAUACGAUCUUUGUCCGCCGGAGCUGGCACGUGUGGAGUGGGCGGUGCUCAGCGUGACUCCCUCCCCCUCCCCCCUCUGUCACGUUUCCUUUCUCUUCCAGAUUGUGUUUGCUAAGACACAACUAUCGCUGCAGAUUGGCUGGAGCUGCGUGAAUGUAGGUCAGAAGCUGUUUGAACAAACAUGAGCGCCUGAAAAAAAAGAACCCCAAAUGAGCCCAAAAUCUUCGCGUCCGCAUAGAAACGCGCAUCCCAACUUGAAUAUGGGUCACGUUGUUAACGCUGGAGGCUGGAAUCGGGGCCAAGGCGCCGUGAUGGCGCAUCACCUGACGUGACCCCGACGUCCAAGGCUUCAAAAUGCUGCGUCCACGCCAUUUGUACCACGGGGCUUCUCUCCAGCCAGGCCUGUGUACAGUUUAGCCUCACAAAAAACCCUGGAGUCCCAGGAGACGCGGCCAGUCACGGUUCUUUGACCAACCAGAGACCAGAUCCCCGUUCGUUGACCAACCAGAGACCAGAUCCCCGACUGACAUGUGCAGGAGGAUGAGAAGCUAUUCGCUGCAAUUGUUUACAUGCAGACUUUCCGCCAUCCUGUCAUGAAACGUCCUGAAGGGUCUGUUUAUAUGAGGGGAGGAUGGUGACCGAGGAGCGGAAUGGUCAGCGCUAUCUAGUGCCGUGAAGUGACCGUUGUUCGCCGUCCUCUCUCUUCUGGAGCCCUUCAUGUCCAAGAGAGACCUCGGCGAGCAUGUCUGCAGAUGCAGCAGUUGCAGCAGCAGCAAGGUAGCAGGAGGAUGGAUCCACUCAUGAUGUUGGUGAUGUAUAUGAGGAGGAGGAGGAGGAGGAGGAGGAGGAGGAGGGAACUUCUCUUGAUGGACCUUCCUCCUUGCUUUAGGUUAAGGUUAACUCUAGUGCUGUCCCAUACAGAUUUUUCUACGGGAGGUAAUGGAACUCAACUUUCAUUAUGUGCUGACCGAAGGAAGAAAGCAACGGAGGAAGGUGUCGCCGGAUGCUGAUGCUGAGUUCAAGCAUCUACUAAUGAAGUCUCUCCACAAACCCAGCUCAGAAGAUGGGACAGUUUUGAAGGUCCUGGUUCCUUUAAUGCAGAUGUUGCUAGCACAAAUAAAAGAGCACAUCAUUUACAAGUUAUUUUAUGAAGCAAAACAACUGACAGAAAUCCAGACCAUUUGCACUCUUAAUUUAUUUUCUUUGUAGCCACAAUCUCAUUAAAGGAACCAGACAUCAGAGGUAGAAGAUGAAUGAAUGGACGUGAGUUUUAUUUACACUCAACUCUAUGUCUGCAUUUGUUAGGAAUAAUAGAUUUAGAAAUGGGUCAGCUGAACAAUGAAUAUGUUUGUACUAAUAUUGCCAUUGUUAUCGAAGGACAGGGCAGUAUUUCUACAGCUGAAUCUCUUUUAAUUACUUAUUUCAGGACGACAGUCAACAAAUCCCAGCAAUCUCCAUCGAUGUUUGGCGUGUUGCUGGAGCGCUUUUGUCCAGACGGUGGCGGUGUUGGCCAGGAAACAAAGAUUUGAAACUGUGUCGAGCUGCUCCGUUGACUGUGCCACUCUGCCCCGAAUGGAACAUGCAUGUGGUGGUACAGAGGAAGCGGUUCAGGACUUGUCUGCAUCUCCUCAGCAUCAGCUGCAGAGCGAGAGAGUUCCAGCUGGUGAUAGGGGCUGAAUGGCAGCAGCCCUUCCCGACCACAUCAGAGGCCUCUGACACCCCACCCCCACCCCAGGACAGCGCGACAGAACAGAGCCACCGUGAGACGCUGAGAUCAGAAUCACCUGUGACAUGGCCACCAACAGGGAGCAUCACUUGCGUCACAUGACUGGCUUCCCCCGUGCCAUGUACCCGUUCACCUUCAACUCCAUGCGGAGCCACUCGCCCUUCGACCUUCUGGCCAGCAGCAACCUCUUUGGUCGUUUUGGAGCGGAUCUUCCCAAAGAGAUGGCCGCUUUGUCCGUGGAGACUCAGAGCACCAGCUCUGAGGAGAUGGUGCCCAGCUCUCCAUCGCCUCCUCCUCCUCCUCGGGUCUACAAGCCCUGCUUUGUGUGCCAGGACAAGUCCUCCGGAUAUCACUAUGGAGUCAGCUCCUGUGAGGGAUGCAAGGGCUUCUUCCGCCGCAGUAUCCAGAAGAACAUGGUGUACACGUGCCACCGAGACAAGAACUGUCAGAUCAACAAAGUGACUCGGAACCGCUGUCAGUACUGCCGGCUGCAGAAGUGUUUCGAGGUGGGAAUGUCCAAAGAAGCGGUGCGUAACGACAGGAACAAGAAGAAGAAAGAGGUGAAGGAGGAGGUGGUUCUGCCGGAGAACUACGAGCUGAGCGGGGAGUUGGAGGAGCUGGUCAACAAGGUCAGCAAAGCCCACCAGGAGACCUUUCCCUCCCUCUGUCAGCUGGGCAAGUACACCACAAACUCCAGCGCGGACCACAGGGUGCAGCUGGAUCUGGGUCUGUGGGACAAGUUCAGUGAGUUGUCUACCAAGUGCAUCAUCAAGAUCGUGGAGUUUGCCAAACGACUGCCGGGCUUCACCACGCUGACCAUCGCUGACCAGAUCACCCUACUCAAGUCCGCCUGUCUGGACAUCCUGAUGCUGAGGAUAUGCACUCGCUACACUCCGGAGCAGGACACCAUGACCUUCUCGGACGGUCUGACCCUCAACAGAACUCAGAUGCACAACGCUGGCUUCGGACCCCUUACGGAUCUGGUGUUCGCCUUUGCCGGUCAGCUGCUGCCGCUGGAGAUGGACGACACAGAGACUGGGCUCCUCAGCGCCAUCUGCCUCAUCUGUGGCGACCGCAUGGAUCUGGAGGAACCGGAGAAGGUGGACAAGCUGCAAGAGCCGCUGCUGGAGGCCUUGAAGAUCUACACUCGUCGCAGACGCCCAAACAAGCCGCACAUGUUCCCUCGCAUGCUCAUGAAAGUCACCGACCUCAGAGGAAUCAGCACUAAAGGCGCAGAGCGGGCUGUCACUCUGAAGACAGAGAUUCCCGGUCCCAUGCCUCCUCUGAUCCGGGAGAUGUUGGAGAACCCAGAAGCCUUUGAAGACAGCAGCGACUCCGGAGACAGCGCGGCCGCCGCUCCGCCCGCCAUCCAGGCCAUCAAGAAGGAGGAGAAGGGGACGGACGAGUCGGCCGUGGAGGAGGAAGAGGAGGAGGAGGACGACUACUGGGACGAGGAGAAGGAGCGCGCGGUGGACAGUGACGGGGAGCUUGGUGGAGACACGCCACCUAAAAAAGGAGUGACCGGGAAAAGCCAAUGAGAUAGAGAAUCCGGCUCUUAGACCAAGACUCUGAAGCACUAAACACCAGCGCGCGAUGGAGCAUCACUGGGCGUGUUUGGUCCGCUCAGACCCGCCGGAGGACAGAAGGAAACACACUCCUCCGCUUCAUAAGGGCUCGGCUUUGUACAAAAUGGAUAGUCAAAUGUUACAGCAGAACUAUAUGUGGUCGCCCACAAACCCUCUCAGAAUUUCUUUUAUUACAGCUCCAAGAUAUUCUACUUAUUUUUGUAUGGUAUUGUUUUUCUAAGCAUGUAAACAUUUCUGUCCUUUCUGUGUCGUUUUAGUACCAAUUGUAACUGGACGUAUUCCCGUGUUUCUUGUUUUAUUUUCGAUGCAUUUCCUCUGUUUGACGCGGUGAAAAGCAACAUGACUGACAGAGCAGGACUCAAACUAGCAACUUCACAAGCACAUGCUGGGAGAUUAAGAGCCAGAGGAGCACGUCAUUUCGGACACCAGUGCUUCUUCGAUCCAAAAAAAAAAAAGUCUCUUUAACCAAAUGCACUAAAAUGAAACAUUGAAACAAAAAGGCGGACUAAAGAAUCUGCAGGGUAGAUUUAACGUCUAAUCUCAGGUCGAUUCUAUCAGGGUCACGGCUCACUUCAGUAUUUUAGCUUCACAUUAGUUGUAAAAACAUAUUUACACCACAGGAAACCUCAGGUGUGUGUGUGUGCGCGCGCGCGUGUCCUCGGAAACAUGGUGUGACAUUGGGAGUAUUUUCACACUCAGAAGCACACAGUUGAGAUGAACUCAAGGUCAGCGCUCUUUGUAGUCUGUUAUAGUCUGGGAUUAUAGUGCUGCUUGCCAAAUAGUGAACCCUCUGCUAUACUUGUUGUUUAAAAUCUGUUAGCUUGUUCCGAUGUUGACCGGCAGUGUUAGAGGGGGUGGCAAAGAUCCGGCGACGCUCCCAAAGCAUGGCCCGGUAGCAGUCAGAGCCGGUCCGGCGACCAGUCGUCAGAGCCGCUGAGCAUUCACUCGUGCUGCUUUCUGGAAUCUCGCCUGGUUCUGGGCCCUAUAUUCACUUGAGUUUGCUACUCCGGGCCAGAUCCAGCCCACAUCCGCUCUGGAUCCGGCAACCGGCCCGGAUCUGAAAAGGAUCCCAUAGUACGUCCAGAUACGUUUUGCUAUCGGGUGAGCAGCUUUGUUUACAUCGGCAAUUGUUACGACGCAUCGUAACGCCCUGGACAACACUCUAAAAACUCUGAUUUGUCAACGUCACGUCACACACAUACAGACGAUUCUUCCAGACUUUUUUAUCCAAACAUUAAAAUGACUGUUAUUUUGUUGCUAGCUUUGUUAAAUUUGACUGACUGCUGUUUGGUCGUUGAUAAACGUGUUGUUUCAGAUGGCAGUCGGGAUUUAACCGUUGACUCAACAGCUAGCCGAUCAAUUGAUGCUACAUUCCGAGCUAGCUGAUUCCUGCUGGAUCUUUUAUGGCAGGUCAAACAUAUAGUGGACAUUUAAACUGUCCGGCUAUUCAGAAGCCUGGAAGCAGCUCACACCCCACCUCCACCCCAGCGUCUCGGCAUCUUCUCUAGCAAACGGAGCACUAGCGUAUGGAUCUCCCCGUUGGAAGCACAUUGUCUUAGCAUUAGCUUUCAACUCACCAACUCUGUGCACAAGUGAAAAGAUGGUGACUGUUAGCAUCGAGGAAUAAACCCAACUGGUUCCAUCCCUAGAAAGAGGUCACAUGAUCCAGCGUUCCGUCACUCAUCCCACCCGCUGUGUAUCGGAGGAUGGAUGCCGUGCUCCGUGACAGUUCAUCUGCAAAAGACAUUUUUUGAAUUGUGAAUGUAAGCUAUAUAUUAUGGUAUGAAAGGGAGCUGUGGAUGCAGUGAAAAUGACCGACGCGAUGUGAAGCCAUCAAGUAGUUCUGUUUGUCUGUAGUCCAUCGUUUCUGGCGCGGUGCUGAGUCUGCAAUCAAAGGAAGUUUUGAAGCCAUAAAAGUGAGGAUGGAGGAAGAAGUCUUCAGCCAAAGUGCUCUCAGUCCUCGUCACGUGUGUCUCGGACGUUCCCGUCGUCCUUGGAUUUCCAAACUUGCUCUCGCUUGGACUCCUGUUUACGGUCUGUGUUUCUGGUUCUGGGUUGGAGCUGGUGCAAUAAACAAGCCGCGGCCGAGGCUCUGUACAUAGACGUGCGCGAGAGGUCAACAAACACCCGAGUCAGAAUCGUCUGUAGUGGAGGAUAUUUAAGUGUCUCAAAGAACUUUCACAGCUGGAAGCGUUGUCUCAAACAUUGUGCCUUAUUUUAUUCCUUUCCUUCAUGUUUGAGUUGUAGCAAAGGUUCGGUCCAACACACGCUCCGACCGGCCGAGCGCAUCUGUUACGAUGGUUAUUCCAAGUUAAAAUACUAUUUUGCUUAUUUGUUGCUUGAUGAUUUGUUUACAAGUUAUUUGAUGUUCUUGUAUUUUGAUAA